GAAGAUUUUCAAAAUAUGGAAAUUAAAAUCUACAGACACCAAAGCCAUUCCAUGUUUAACACUGUAUAAAAAACUUUUAGACUCACAUAUAUGGGAUGCUCGUGAACUCUAGCCACUAGCCAGCCAACUUAAUAUAUAUACUACUAUAUAUAUGAUGUUAUAAAAAAACCAACACUUCUUCAGUACUAAUUUUUCUUUCCUGUUUCUUGCAGUUAAUCUACUGUGUUCUGUUAAUUUCUUGGUGCAAGAACAGGAAAAAAUGGCUUCUAAUGGAACAGUGAAAUGUCCGGGGCCGAUGAAGGCAACAUCUAACGGGGUUUUUCAAGGAGAAAAUCCUCUUGAUUAUGCACUUCCUCUGGUCAUCGUUCAGAUUGUUUUUGUUGUUGUUCUUACUCGUUUUCUUGCGUUUCUGCUGAAGCCAUUGCGUCAGCCUCGUGUUAUUGCUGAGAUUAUUGGAGGCAUAUUACUGGGGCCAUCCGCUCUAGGUCGAAACACAGAGUAUCUGCACACGAUUUUCCCAGCGAGAAGCUUGACAGUAUUAGAUACUAUAGCAAAUCUUGGUCUUCUAUUCUUCCUGUUUCUUGUAGGUCUUGAAUUAGACUUGAAGUCGAUUCGUCGAACAGGGAAAAAGGCCUUAUGGAUAGCUCUAUCAGGAAUCAGCGUACCUUUUAUACUAGGAAUUGGAGUUUCAUAUGUUCUUCGUAAAACAAUAACUCCUGGCGUAAAAGCAGCUCCAUUGCUUGUAUUCAUGGGAGUGGCCCUUUCAAUCACGGCUUUUCCUGUCCUGGCUCGUAUUUUAGCAGAACUAAAGCUUCUGACUACAGAUGUGGGUCGAAUGGCAAUGUCAGCAGCUGCAGUAAAUGAUAUAGCCGCAUGGAUUUUGCUUGCUCUUGCCAUUGCUCUCUCUGGAAGUGGUAGCUCUCCGCUUAUAUCUUUAUGGGUACUUCUAGCCGGAGCUGGGUUUGUUGUCGCUUGUGUGCUAAUCGUCCCUCCUGUGUUUAAAUGGAUGGCUGUGCGUUGUCCUGAAGGAGAGCCGGUGAAUGAAAUGUACGUCUGUGCUGCAUUAGCUACUGUUUUGGCUGCAGGGUUUUGUACUGAUGCUAUUGGAAUUCAUGCCUUGUUUGGUGCAUUUGUGGUUGGAAUUCUGAUUCCUAAAGAUGGACCAUUUGCUGGUGCUCUUGUUGAAAAAGUUGAAGAUCUUGUCUCUGGUCUCUUUCUUCCGUUGUACUUCGUGUCUAGCGGAUUGAAGACUGAUGUAACCACAAUUCAAGGAGCUCAAUCAUGGGGUUUACUGGUUUUAGUCAUCGCUACAGCCUGUUUUGGGAAAAUUGUUGGCACUUUAGUUGUCUCUCUCUUAUGCCGAAUCCCUUUUCAGGAAGCCAUAACUCUUGGUUUUCUGAUGAAUACUAAAGGGUUGGUGGAGCUCAUUGUCCUCAACAUCGGAAAAGAUAGAAAGGUUCUGAACGAUCAAACAUUUGCUAUAUGUGUUCUGAUGGCUAUCUUCACAACUUUUAUUACAACACCUAUUGUUGUCGCAAUCUAUAAGCCGGCUAAGCUAGGGACUAGAGCAGAUUAUAAGCAAAGGACUAUCGAGAGAAAAGAUCCAGAUUCUCAGCUUCGCAUUAUGGCUUGUUUCCAUAGUCAAUGGAACAUACCAACAAUGCUCAAUCUCAUCGAGGCAUCGCGUGGAACAGAGAAACGAGAAGGAGUCUGUGUUUAUGCUCUGCACCUUAUGGAGCUUUCAGAGAGACCAUCUGCGAUCCUUAUGGUCCAUAAGGCACGAAAGAACGGACUUCCGUUUUGGAAUAAACUGCAACAAUCUGAUACCAAUCAAGUCGUCGUUGCUUUUGAAGCGAUCAGGCAGCUGAGUCGCGUGCUUAUUCGUCCGAUGACGGCAAUCUCUGCUUUACAUAAUAUGCACGAAGAUAUUUGUGCUUCUGCUGAAAGAAAACGAGUAGCGAUGAUCAUCCUCCCGUUCCAUAAGCAUCAAAGAAUCGAUGGAAGCUUGGAAACGACUCGAAAUGAGUUCCGUUUGGUUAACAAACGGGUUCUUGAUUAUGCUCCGUGCUCUGUUGGAAUCUUAGUUGAUCGUGGACUUGGCGGAGGCGCACAUGUACAGGCAAGCAAUGUUUCUUCCACCGUAACCAUUUUAUUCUUUGGUGGAAGCGACGACCGUGAAGCGCUUGCUUACGGUGCAAGAAUGGCAGAGCACCCUGGAAUUAGCGUAACCAUUGUUUAUCUCAUUGCCGGCACAGAGAUCACAUCUCAGUCAAUUAAAGUUGAUAUAAAUGAUCAUGAAGCUGCAAUUACAUCAGAAACGGCUGAUAAAUUGGUGAUAGUUGGGAUCAAGAAACUACCGGAGGACAGUUCGAUCAAAGUUGAAGAAAGGAUAGUGAAUAGUGCUAUAGAAAUUGUGGAAGUUGUUAAGGAAUUCAGCCGUUGCAAUCUUUUCGUUGUCGGUAGAGUGCCGGAUGGUCCAGCCGCGGUGGCUUUGAUCGGAGCAAGCAGCGGAAGAGCAGAGUGUCCUGAAUUGGGUCCUGUCGGAAACCUCUUGACGUCUCAUGACUUUACCACGUCAGCAUCGGUGUUGGUGGUGCAACGGUAUAAUAGUCAGAAAUCAGUUCAUAUCACUUCAGGUCGCUCCAAAAAAAUUGCCGAGUUGCCCGAAGGCGAAUCUGAAACUGAAAUCGAGUAGAUUGGUAACCGGAUAUUGGAUUUUGGGUGUAUGUAUAUAGUGUAUAUAUCUCUAAAUGCAGAUGACCAUGAAAAGAUUAGUAAGGGUGUCCUUUUGGUUUCAUCUCAAUAAGAGUUCAUCAAUGUACUAGUUUGUUUGCAGUCAUAAGAUUCAAGGUCUUGAGUCUUUACUGUAUACACCACAGGAAGAAAACAAUAAUCAAAUAGAAGAAAGAAAAUGUAAAUUUGGUUUUGUAUUAUUUUCUUUUUACUCAAUUGCAUGUAAUUUACUCCCAAUAAGCAAUAAAUAAAUGGUUACUUUUGAAUUUUUUU
Mercurialis annua (annual mercury) is the source of this 3006-nucleotide messenger RNA. Its product is annotated as cation/H(+) antiporter 18-like. The transcript is spliced from 3 exons. Gene Ontology annotation, biological process: proton transmembrane transport; regulation of pH. Gene Ontology annotation, molecular function: antiporter activity. Lineage: Eukaryota; Viridiplantae; Streptophyta; Magnoliopsida; Malpighiales; Euphorbiaceae. Gene Ontology annotation, cellular component: endomembrane system; membrane. The record is from RefSeq and is a predicted model, not a curated record. Bases 260 to 2695 code for a protein of 811 amino acids.